CGGCCUCGCAGCCGUUGGCAGCACUGACUGCGUGCCACAGCCCUGCCGCUUCAGGAGUCUGUCGCAUUUGUAGCGAGUCGUGUCCAGUGAGACGUUCUGCGUUGGGAUUUCGUGCUGCUGUUUCUGCGCCGAGAAUUUCUUCUGCUACACCCACACCCUUAAUAAGAAUCGUCCGCAAUGGAAGCAGUUAAGGACAUCACAGAGACGGUGGCUGUCGACCUGGGGGACCUGCUGGACGUCGGGGACGACGCCAUGGUGAUACUCGAGGCAGGUGAGACUCGGCUGGUGGUGCACAGGGCCGUCCUCGCGGACAGGAGCCCCGUAUUUGCGGCCAUGUUCGCCCACGACACCCUCGAGGCCAGCAGCGGCGCGGUGAGCAUCCCGGACGUGGGGGGCCCGGUGCUCAGGCAGCUCGUCUCCUACCUGUACACCCUGCGGGCCCCCCAGCGGCCCGGCGCGGCCCCCCAGCUGCUGGCCGCAGCGGAUAAAUACGGGGUGUCGCGGCUGAAGGAGGAGUGCGAGCGGCAGGUGGCCGCUCAGCUGACCGUGGAGACCGCGGCGGCCGCAGCCGUACUCGCAGUCCGCCACUCCUGCAGUGACCUCAGGCGAGCCGCCAUCGAAUUUAUUAAGACUCGUACCCACGAGGUGAUGGCCACUCAGGGGUGGGCAGAUGCGAUGCGGAAGCAGCCGGAAGACUUGAUAGAAGUGAGCCGGUUGCUGUACGAUCCACCACCACAAACCAGUGCACCAGUCGUUACAGAGCCGAGGACCACCACCACCGGCACCACAACCACAACCAGAACCGCCACCACCACCACCGCUGCCACCGCCACCUCUGGCAGCGCACCUCACCAGACACCUGCUGCUGCGCGGCCCACGACUCCUCCACCUGAUGAGGCCACUGUCUCUCAAAUGCGGAGCCUCUCUGCAGAGGAGAGGGGCAGGAGGCUGGUCCAGGCGGCUCAGCAGCGGGCAGUGGGGGAGCUGAGGGCGCUGAUCGCCGCAGGGGCCGACGUGGAGGCGAGGGGCGUGCCGUGGGGGUGGACCGCCCUGCACUGGGCAGCGCGCAGGGGAGACGUCGAGGCGGCGAGGCUGCUGGUGGGGGCGGGGGCGGCGGUGGACGCCAGGGAUGAUAAUGGGUGGACGCCGCUGCAUGUUGCGGCACUCAGUGGCCGCGCAGAAGUGGCGGCUGCGCUGCUCGUCGCGGGGGCCGACAGGGGGGCCACAACUCGUCGUGGGGAGACAGCGCUGGACCUCGCCAGGGAGUCUGGCUACAGGCGGCUGGUGGAGAUGCUGUCAUGAGGCAGGCAGUCCAGCGAACUCUGUGCAAAAAAAACAGGAACUGAAAGAGUUUGUACGAGAGCAAUAUUCAUAUUUUUUUAAAUAAAGAUCCAAAAAACUCAA
Molecule: messenger RNA, 1404 nt
Organism: Schistocerca americana (American grasshopper)
Lineage: Eukaryota; Metazoa; Arthropoda; Insecta; Orthoptera; Acrididae
Product: BTB/POZ and MATH domain-containing protein 3-like
Exons: 4
Coding region: 178-1302 (374 amino acids)
Biological process (GO): proteasome-mediated ubiquitin-dependent protein catabolic process; regulation of proteolysis
Cellular component (GO): cytoplasm
Molecular function (GO): ubiquitin protein ligase binding
Source: RefSeq, a predicted model, not a curated record